AUGGAAUACACACUACUCUUCUUACGGGAUCUUUUGGGCUUAAUACAUUGCUCCAUUUUGUGUUCUUCACCAGUGACAAUACAAUUCCUUUUCCUUGCUGAUACUUGGGCAGCUUUGCACUCGCCUGCUGUGUUGCACAAGGCACCACAUAAGCAUGUGGCGUGGCGUGCUGCUUCGGCAGCAGACCUGCGACCCGCAGGACUGCAUCGUUACCACCGUCAUGGGCUUUCCCCCCCUCUUUUAUGCUUUUCUCUUGCUGUGAACCGCUCUCGAUGGAGAAUGCGACCGUUCCUUCCUCUUCACGGACAGGACGCAAGCGCAAUAACCUGUGUGCUUCUGAUUCGACUUCACGUAAGUGUUUCUUGGUCUGGGGAAUAG
Messenger RNA from Trypanosoma grayi, 378 nucleotides. RefSeq lists its product as hypothetical. Bases 1 to 378 code for a protein of 125 amino acids. The record is from RefSeq and is a predicted model, not a curated record. Lineage: Eukaryota; Euglenozoa; Kinetoplastea; Trypanosomatida; Trypanosomatidae. The transcript has a single exon.